Thunnus maccoyii (southern bluefin tuna) is the source of this 2689-nucleotide messenger RNA. RefSeq names its product disabled homolog 1-like. Lineage: Eukaryota; Metazoa; Chordata; Actinopteri; Scombriformes; Scombridae. The record is from RefSeq and is a predicted model, not a curated record. The transcript is spliced from 11 exons. Bases 332 to 1483 code for a protein of 383 amino acids.
AGGAAACGGUGUAGGAGGAGGGGCAUGAAAUGUGACAAAGGUCUGUGGCUGGAAUUGAACUGCAGACUUUAUACGUCUUCAGCCUUCUACCAGAGUUCCCAUGUCUUGUAUUUGUACUUGGACGUCCCAGCGGAUGUUAAUAUAUCACUAGUGAGUCUGCGGCUUAACCUUUGACUCUGAGAAGCUUCGGCUGCCAACUGAGCUUAAGCAGCAGGGUUAGAGCAGACACAUACUCCAAAGCUGCUCUUUUUCAGCCAAUAAGUGUGACAGCCACAUUGUUUUCGCAUCAUCCUGCGCACCCCCUGCCUUGAAUUUCUAAACAGACCUCAACAUGAUGGAUAUGGAGCAAGCAGCUGGGAGUUGUCCUGCCCCAGACCAAGCUGCUGUCAGUACCUGGCUGUCCUCCAGCACCAAAGGAGCCACCAGAACACCCAGUGACGUCCUCUACCGUUUCCAUGGUGACGGCGUUCGCUAUAAAGCCAAGCUGAUUGGUGUGGACCCAGUGCCCACUGCCCAUGGAGAGAAGACGUGCUGGGACUCCAUGAUGAAACUAAAGGGCAUUGAGGCAACAGCGAGGAAACAGGGGAAACACAAGCAGAGAAUUUGGUUGAAAAUUUCAUUCAGUGGCCUUAAAAUCAUCGAUGAGAGGACCGGGGCUGUACUCCAUGACCACGAAAGGAGCAGGAUCAGCUCUUUAACAAAAGAUCAGUCCGACCUCAGAGCUCUGGCAUACAUCUACCAACAAGAAGACACUUACACCCUCUUCUACAUCAAGAUGGCUAACCUGGCAGAUCCGGUCAUGGUCGACAUAAAGGAGGUCUGUGAGAGAGUGGACCCAGAGACACCAGAGGAUGCUACAGAGACACAAAAUAGUGUCUUAUUGGUUCUAGAUGAGAGCUCAGACCAUCCACCUGAGGCUAAUGAGCAUGUGUUCAGUCCACGACCGGACUCUCCAUCCAGACAAACUAAACAGCCUUCUUCCAGUAAUGAGUUGAUGGAAAUCUUCUCCAUCCAGAUGGAGGAGCCGCUGAUGCCCAGCCAGAGCGUAUGUAGCAUUGAGCCAGAAUCUCCGAAGCAAGUGUUGUCCAACCCUCAGAUCCUCUCCAUGUUCCCCACACAGCCAGUAGGGGGCUCUCCAUACUCCUCUCCCCCAUACUCUCCUACCGCCAUGCCCUGGGGCCAGCAGGGGCCACUGAGAACCCAGAGGGCAGGUCCCAUGGGUGCAGCUCCCUGGCCCACCAUGAAUGGUGGCAUGGUAGCGUGGGCAGCGACAGGCAUCACUGCUCUCCCUACAGGCAGCCAGAUUCAGGCUCACAGCUCUCAGCCCGGGGUCAUGAUGGGAGGAAACACAAUCGAUUACCCGGCUGCGCCCUCUGCCGUUAACGGGUACCCCACCCCUCUAAACUCCCCCUACAACCCCCCUGGAGCGACAGCAACACUGCAGUCGAUGUCCCCCUCCAUGGAGCAUAAUCCCUUCCUGUGAUGAACUGGUUAGACUGGCAAAAUUGGUUAGUGUGAUUUGGAUUAGGAAAAAAUAAUAAUUAAAAUGGCUUGAUUGCUUUUGCUUUGUUUUUGUGUUAUCACCGAUUUUCAUUUUCUUUUGUUUGAAGAGAAUUUAGCUGCAAUGAUUUUAGAGGUGCAGUGUCAGUCUGUCGGGUGGUCCACUGCUUUGGUCCAGACUGACAACAGUGAUUUAAAUGAUUGAAAUAAAUUUGAAUUUUAUACAUUUAGACAGUCAUGAUCCCCUGAGGAUGAUUCCCGCUGAACUUUUGUCUAGCGCCAAGAGCAGGUCAAAAUUUUCACUCAUAUUGUGAAAUGUCUCAACGUCUACACGAUGGAUUGGGACAAAUGUUUGUACAGACAUUCAUGUUUCUCAGACAAUGAAUCUAACCAUGAAGUUGAAACAAACAAAACACCAUUGAUCAUGAUUACACUGAUGAUGGCUUCUUGCUGAAACGUGUCUGUUUCUGUAGAAUCUGUCCACAAUAAAAAAAACAAUAAGAAGAUAGAGCCAUGAGUGUCAGUGUUUUGUUUGUUUCAUCUUCACCACAACCAUACACCCAAUACUCUGUUUAAGUUUUGGAGCUGUGUGCACGGCUGCUUUGUACCAGAUCUAACCAUGAGGUUAACAUUUGGGGGUUUUAGUGAAAUGUUUAUUGUUUGGAUUUCUAUGAAGUUUGGUACAGAAAUGUAAGUGUAUGCAUUAGUAGUAAAUAUUAAGUAAGCAACUGUAAUAAUUUUGUGAUCCCUUCACCAUCAUCUGGUUUAUAUUCUAUGUUUCUUGCAAACUUAUGACACCAGUCUCAGCUGUACUCUGUGUUUAGUGCUAACUUGCAAAUGUUAGCAUGCCUAUAAACAUAGGCAUGCUGCUAAACAUAGAUUGUGAAACCCGCAGAAGGUCAGCACAGAUGCAUUGUCAUCAUGAUCAUUUUAACAUGAUGACAUUACCAUUUACAGUAGUAGAGCCUCUCUCAGUGUUUCUACUCAAGUUGACUGGAAGAUUAAAACACUGAAACAAGUCAAGUUAUGAGGAAAUUUGCUUAAACUGAAAAAUAUGGAAGAUCUGAAAGGACAGUUUUCCUGCUCUUGUUUCUCAAAAAUUGUAUGGAAAGUUACACACUUUGAUUCUCCUGCAUAUUUACAGUUCUUGUACCUGAACGUAUCUAAUACCUUAAAUUACUUUUCCUUU